Messenger RNA from Alternaria conjuncta, 714 nucleotides. RefSeq lists its product as uncharacterized. Gene Ontology annotation, molecular function: protein binding. The coding region runs from base 1 to 714 and encodes 237 amino acids. NCBI's taxonomy places the organism in Eukaryota, Fungi, Ascomycota, Dothideomycetes, Pleosporales, Pleosporaceae. The transcript has 3 exons. The record is from RefSeq and is a predicted model, not a curated record.
AUGUCGACGGAAAAGAUCGCAAGAAUGAAGCGCCCCAGUGAGGCUGCCCAAGAUCCCAUCUUCGCCAUUGUCGAAGUAGGCGACACCAAGACCAAAUACCACAUCCAUCGCUCGCUACUCAUCGAACACUCCGAUUACUUCAAGAAGGCGUUGAAUGGUCCUUGGAAAGAGGCACAGGAAGGUGUCGUUAAAUUGGAAGACGUUGAGUGCAGCACGUUCAGCGUCUUUAUCGACUGGGUGUAUACACAGAGGCUUCCAAAGAAGAACGCAGCAUGGUGCGAUAAGAACGAAGCAAUAGAGACAGGCAAGGCACAACUUGCACAAGUCAAAGCACUCGUUUUCGGUGAUCGCAUUCUCUCCCCGAUGUUCUACAAAGCGGUUCGCGAUAGCUUGAUCGAACACAUUAUCUCGAAUGGUGCUUUCUACCGAGCUGUGAUUCAUGGGUUUGCUCAUCUUGCUAAGGAUCACGCAAUUCUUGAUCUGUUCGUGGAGGUGCAAUGCCGGAGGUUUCAUGAUUCAUACGACACGGUUGAAAACGGCGAACUCGAGCUUCAAGCCAGUCUGCCACCCGAUUUCCUCAUGCGCAUGGUCGUUCGUUACAGUAAAAUCGCUGAGCCAGUGUUACCGGAGGGCGAAGUUGAGCCAUGCGACUAUCACGGUCAUGCGGAUGAAAACGAGAAGAAGCAGUGCCAGGCGGAGGUGGAUAAGGAUUGA